AUUAUUGUUCAAAGUUCAUUCUUGCACUCAAUUUGACGGGCUAAAAGCGUCAAUAAGUCAUACAAUUCUUUGAAAUGAGUUGGAUGUUCCACUGCCCUUUAAUAAUAGUGGCAUGUUUGCGGUUUACAAGUGCUGAUACUCCUGCUAACUGUACUUAUGAAGAUGCACAUGGUCGAUGGAUGUUUCAUAUCGGUGAUUAUAAAUCUAAAUGUCCUGAGAACUUGAAUUCGAAACAGUCUGUCGUUAUCAGUCUCUUAUACCCGGAUAUUGCUAUUGAUGCAUCUGGAAACCGAGGACAUUGGACUCUAAUCUAUAAUCAAGGGUUUGAAGUAACAAUAAAUCAUCGCAAAUGGCUAGUUAUAUUCGCUUACAAACCAACUGGAGAAUUUAAUUGCCAUAAAUCUAUGCCAAUGUGGACACAUGAUACUUUAAUUCGACAGUGGAAGUGUUUUGUAGCCGAAAAGAUUGGAGCGAAUGAUAAGUUUCAGACUAAUAAAUUAUUUGGUUCGAAAAGUUUUGGUCGAAAUCUCUACCACAUUAACCCCUCUUUUGUCGACAAAAUAAAUAAACAUCAAAAAUCUUGGCGAGCAGAAAUUUAUCCAGAAUUAUCAAAGUAUACAAUAGAUGAACUUAGAAAUCGAGCUGGUGGUGUAAAGUCUAUGGUUACUAGACCUUCAGUGCUAAAUAGGAAAACUCCAUCAAAAGAACUAAUUUCAUUAACUAAAAAUCUUCCUUUGGAAUUUGACUGGACCAGUCCACCAGACGGUUCUAGAAGUCCUGUUACACCGAUUCGUAACCAAGGUGUAUGUGGAAGUUGUUAUGCGUUCGCCUCUGCUGCUGCACUCGAAGCUCGUAUUCGUUUGGUUAGUAAUUUUUCGGAGCAACCUAUCUUGUCUCCUCAAGCUGUGGUUGAUUGUAGCCCCUACUCUGAAGGAUGUAAUGGAGGUUUUCCUUUCUUAAUUGCUGGAAAAUAUGGAGAAGAUUUUGGUUUUGUCUCAGAACGUUGUGAUCCAUAUACUGGUAAAGAUACUAAAAAGUGUAAUGUAUCAAAAAACUGCACACGUUACUAUACGACAGAUUAUAGUUAUAUCGGUGGUUAUUAUGGCGCUACUAAUGAAAAAUUGAUGCAGUUAGAACUUGUUUCUAAUGGUCCAUUCCCUAUCGGUUUUGAAGUAUAUGAUGAUUUUCAAUUUUAUAGAGAAGGCAUCUACCACCAUACAACAGUUCAAAACGACCAGUACAAUUUCAAUCCAUUCGAAUUGACUAAUCAUGCUGUUUUAUUGGUUGGUUAUGGUGUGGAUAAGUUAUCCGGUGAACCAUAUUGGAAAGUAAAAAAUAGUUGGGGUGCUGAAUGGGGUGAACAAGGUUACUUUCGAAUACGUCGUGGUACAGAUGAAUGUGGUGUAGAAAGUUUAGGCGUACGUUUUGAUCCGGUGUUAUAAAAUCCUUUCUACACUGAGAUGGAUGUUUGUUUCAACAUAGUUUUAUUUAAUUUUUAUAUGAUUAAAGCGUUCAAAAAUGGAACAGUUGAUAUCUGUCUCUUAUCAUAUGAACUAUUUUGAUUACGUAUUUUUCUUUAUGAUCAUUUGUUUAUAAUUACUAGACUUCUACUCAUCCAUUAGAAAUACAUACAUACAUGACAAAUCAUUAAAUAAACUUUAUUACUGCUGAAAUCUUUGAUAUUGUAAUACACAAAUUUAUUAUUUACUACCAUAUCUUUCUUUUGAUGUGUGCCUGAUCUUACGUUUCAGCUAACUGAUUGAUAUAAGUUCUAAAUGCAAAAAUAGCAUGACCACCCAUUGUUGGAUGAUUUUUUCGAUGUGGAAAUCAGCUUUGACAAACGUUUCAUGAAAGAAAGUUCUCAAAACUAGUACAUAAAUAUAAAACACUUCAUACAGAUAUCAUUUAUUUUUUAUUAAAACCCAUGAGUUCAUGGUAGAAAGUUGUAAUUUCAUCAGCUAACGCCAAAUAUUUACUAAAAUAGCUACUUACGUCUGUUACCCCUCGUGGAGGAGGAGCAUAGACUGCUGUACACCAACAUUCUCCAUCGAACUCUGUCCUGGGCUAUACUUUCCAGUUGCUAUGCAUCCUUUUCACAUCUGCUCCAAUUCUCGAAACAGUGUAUUCUUUGGCCUCCCUCUUUUCCGUUUCCGACAGGCAGAAAUGCGUGGAAGAGCUAGCAACGACAGUAGAAAAAAAUUCAGGAGAAGGGAAUAUGAGACAACUGUAUGACACAACGAAGAAGCUAGCAGGAAAGUAUAGUAAACCAGAGAGAUCAUUCCAGGACAAAGAAGGUAAGACAGUCACUGAGAUUUAAGAACUGACCAGCUCUACUGAAUCCAUCAGACAUCGAAGUAGCACCUAUAAACCUUCCUAUGGAUGUCACUGCACCAACGAUCGAAGAAAUCAGGAUGGCAGGCCAUCAGACAAAUCAAGAGUGGGAAAGCAUUACACUACAAUCGGUACCGGGAAAAGUUUCUAGCAGUGUUGCUGAGUGGGUCUAAAAAUUCAAUGGACGUUCAGCUUUGGGACCAACAGACCGAAUUCUGUAAGGAUCGGUUGUGCACAGAUAAACUCGCGAUAUUACGGAUCAUCGUUGAACAAUCAAUUGAAUGGAACUCAUCACUACAAGAAGAAUCCGACGAAGAUGAUCAGAACUAUGUGAUAUAUUUGCGCAAUACAUUUCGAACAAUCUGAUCACACAUAUACUUGUUAAGAGCAUUUAUACAUAAAAAUAAAAGGUCAACUAGACUGGAAAUGGGGUAAGAGGAGAUAAGAUAAUAAUAAUAAGAGUAAUAAUAAUAAUGUGAACGCAGUUCAAAACCUAAUUACUCUGGAUACUAAAUCAAUCAAGACUAUGGAUACAACAACUAGCACGAAACUAGUUAACAUCAGUCAUCCAACUGACCUGUCUUAAAAAAUGGCCAUGGAUCCAUGGUCAUCCAAGGAUGACUACUUAUAUUGCAAAGUAGGAACAAUUCAUAUACAGUUUUAAAUAUACUUCACAUUUAUAUCUACAGAGCAUAUCUUGUUUAGUUUUGACAUUUAUUAACCUUUAAAUGGGUCAGAUUUACUUUAUCCAAAAGCGUUAAACAGAAACGACCUAAGACCUUGCACAAAUGUGAUUUGGUAAAUUUUGACAUAAUAAAUCAACACGAUGAAAUUAGAGAAGCCAAAUGAAUAAGUCAAAGUAAUUCUUAUCAUGAUAAUCAGAAGGAUUAAGUGCAGUCAAUACUAGUUGGAAAAAGGAAUGAAUCGAUGCAAUAAAAUGUACAAAGAGGAGUUUAACUGAAGGUUAAGAGUAGGUGUAAUGGUGCGACUAAUUAUUAGCCGAAUCACCUGAGUUCUUCAAUCAGAAGUUAUUAUUAUUAUUAUCGCCCGG
This is a messenger RNA of Schistosoma haematobium, 3382 nucleotides long. RefSeq lists its product as uncharacterized. Gene Ontology annotation, molecular function: cysteine-type endopeptidase activity. NCBI's taxonomy places the organism in Eukaryota, Metazoa, Platyhelminthes, Trematoda, Strigeidida, Schistosomatidae. The transcript has 8 exons. The record is from RefSeq and is a predicted model, not a curated record. Gene Ontology annotation, cellular component: lysosome. Bases 75 to 1442 code for a protein of 455 amino acids.